AUGGCUGAAUUGAACGUUCUCCCUUCCGAGAUUGUCCUCCACAUAGCACGUUUUCUGGAACCCUUGGACAUCGUCUCUCUGCAGCACGUAAACAAGAGACUCCUUGCUCUUGGCCGAGAUGACACUUUAUGGCGCGAACAAUGCUUCACAGAAUCUUCAUUCCUUGAGAACCUGCGCCGCCGCCGAGAACUGAUAUCCACGGAUGCCGAACAAGACCCCCGCUUUCGGGAUCUCGCCUUGGCUUUAGCAAACGGAAAUGGGUUGGGCGAAUCCAGGCUUACCAAGCCGCGAGAAGAGGCACGAGAUCUCAAAGCUAGGUCGAACGAAAAGAUACGAAUAAUGGCCAACUGGGACCCGAGUUAUCCAUCAGAGAAGGUUCAAUGGUACAACGAAUACAUAGCCCGGAAUGCUCCAAUCUCCACGAGUUGGCUUCAACAGCCUCGGAAUCGCGAAAGUACCCAGCAUGAAUACCUUGAGAUUCGAGGCAUGGGACUCUAUACAGAAACGGGAGAAUCUGAUUCGUCCUUAGUUGUCGCCCCGUUAGAUGACGGCAGUGUGUGUGUAUGGGAUAUUGCUGGCACACAGGGCCGAAAAGGAAGCAUUGUAGCAAGAAGCAAGUCCGGGAUAUUAUUUGAACCUGAAGGCAUUCACAUAACUGCGCCCAAGGAUAGGUCAAAGAUGAUUAGCCCCGGUGUGACCGAGUGUAUUAGUAUCGACAACAUUCGCAAAAGAGCAUAUAUUGCUGUACAGGAAGAUCUUGUGGAAGUCGAUCUUCAGACACUUUCUACAGUCAGUCGCGAGAAAUUUCCUUUCUUAAUCACAGCUCUAUCCGAAGCUAAGUAUCCCGUACCACUCACUGUUGGUACGAAUCUCGCCCUCUAUCUGCAUGAUUCUCGUGCUAGGGGACAGCUGGGACAGGCAUCCGGGCUCUCUGAACGUCUUGAAUCCUAUGAUAUUAGUUUUGGGUCUUUGAAAGGCGCAAGUACGCGCGGCUUUCGAAGUCUCCUGAACCCCGAGCCCAGUCCAGUUUAUGCCCAUCUCUCCCAGCCUGGUCCAUUAAGUAUUCUACACUUGCCAAGCUCUGACAACGACUGGGAUGGAAAUGGUGAAAUCUACGUGGCGGGCCGUUUUCCAAGUAUUCUUAACUAUGAUCGUCGAUUUUUUCCUAGACUUCGAGGCACAAUAUAUUCAGGGGCUAGGCUUUGUGCCAUGACCUCGCUUCCUUACCCCUUUACUCAACUGGAGAAAGACCUGGCUAGGCGUGGUGAGCUUUCAACCGAGCAAGUUCACGAAGCCAAGACCCGUCCUGGACAGACCCUUAUCUGCGCAGGGGAAUAUAAUAGUAAAGGCUCUCUUGAGAUCUAUGGUCUUUCUCCGAACCCGCAGCAGACAACAAUAUCCUCGGACUUUGCAGCCGGAAAUUUGCAAAACUCUGUUUUGAAGAACCGGCAGACAUCGUCCAGCUCGAAAUUACUCUCAGUUUCUAACCACGGGACGAGGAUAGUCGUUUCCGAUGGCAGCGGGAAUCUCAAGUGGCUUGAGAGGGACGGCUUUACGGUGGCUCGAAAUUGGAAUGUUGCUCAAGGUUCUGUCGAGGCCCCCGUGGGGAUCUUUGGGACCAUGGGGGGUUCAUACAUGGACUCUGGGUCGUCGGGAGAUAUUGUCCUGAAACUCGCAAACACACAUCGCGGGAAAUGUGAGAGCCUCGUGAAUGAAAACCUUGUUAUGUGGACGGGCGAGAAGAUAGGAUUGCUUGGUUUCUCAAGCAAGCCCGGGUUCACAGCUGACAGUUUUGAGGAAAAGGUGGCACAGACCCCAGAAGAAGCUCGCACAGAGGAAGAAGAGCGUAGCUAUUCGCAGAUAAUGCGUGAGGCUUUGCAAGCUAACGCCCAUGAAGUCAGAUUCCUGCGUGGGUUAGGCCUUGGAAGAAGUGGACGUCGUUAA
Messenger RNA from Lachnellula hyalina, 1944 nucleotides. RefSeq lists its product as uncharacterized. Gene Ontology annotation, molecular function: protein binding. NCBI's taxonomy places the organism in Eukaryota, Fungi, Ascomycota, Leotiomycetes, Helotiales, Lachnaceae. The record is from RefSeq and is a predicted model, not a curated record. The transcript has 3 exons. The coding region runs from base 1 to 1944 and encodes 647 amino acids. Gene Ontology annotation, biological process: protein polyubiquitination.